This is a messenger RNA of Scleropages formosus (Asian bonytongue), 6449 nucleotides long. RefSeq names its product proline-rich transmembrane protein 4. The record is from RefSeq and is a predicted model, not a curated record. Lineage: Eukaryota; Metazoa; Chordata; Actinopteri; Osteoglossiformes; Osteoglossidae. Bases 635 to 3799 code for a protein of 1054 amino acids. The transcript is spliced from 4 exons.
ACCGGGUGGGGGGAGGUUAUGGGAGAACUGGCACAGAAUCAGCCUGGGCUGUUUCGUUUUCGUCCAGAGUUUCACCCCCGGGCCCUUCUGCUGAUGCAUUGUGUUCCCGUGUCAUUGAGAAUGCAGAAAUUCUCCCUCCAGGUGACAUCACGCGCCCGCUCGCGCUCGGACAUACGGGGACGACGACGACACAUCAGCCCCAGUGUGAUCUGAAGCGGAGGAACGCGAGGAAGGACUGAAAAGCGCGGUCCCUCUUCCUCCUGCUUUUUAUUUUAUUAUUUUUUUUUAACUGUAACCCACGCGCACUGCUGCACUGUGAGUCAGUGACUGACCGCGCACGCGGGACCCUGGACCUCCACUCGAGCGCAGCGGCCAGAUCGACGGCGCGCCGAACGUUAUAUAACGACGUCUCUGCUCCGGCGCAGGAGGCCACCCGCGCUCGCGCGCUUCUUCUUUCCCGGGCGAAGCGGGUCGGGUCGCGAGCGAUGUCGGUAACGGAACGUGACGCGACUUAAAGCAGCGUUUGUCACCCGCGGAGAGGUGAAGGAGCUGCAGGUCCGCCGAGUCCGAGCACAUUGGAAAAGAAUGCAGUGAGAAACAAAGGAAGUGAAAGUGGGCCUCCUGGGAUUGGCAUAUGACCAUGGCGUUGCUCCUGAUACUCUCCUUGCUGCUUGCCUUGAUCCAGCCAACCCCUUGCCACGUUUUCAUGACCUCCUCCUCUUCACAUGAGUCCAACACAACACCACAACUGACCUCGCUUGACUCUUCCCACGUUCCCUCUAGUUAUUCCGCAACCUCACCUCCCACAAAAGGACAAACAGGUGCAUCCACUGAGGGUCACACUCAAGAGCUUGCUGGAGCUGGAGGCCACCAUCUGGCCAUGGAAAGUGGGCACGAGCAUAGUGGAGAGUCUGGGGAAAGUCAAGAUGGAAUUCUCAUAGGGGUGCAUGAGAGGAAAGAUCUGGACAACCCAUCUGCCCAUACUCGGAGGCACAUGCAGGAGAGGGGUGGUGCCUCGUUAGGGGUGUCUGUGAAUUCUCCUUCGAAGACUUUGGUUCCAACGCACCCCGGAAGCCACUGGGAUAGCAAGUCUAGGUGGAAUGUGUCACUUACCUCAGCCACUCCUGCCGUGUUACCCCCUGAAGGCACCAGCAGUGGAACAGUACAAACUCACGCUGGCUCUGAUGGCUCUGACAAAGCCAGGCCAUCAUUUACAUCAUCUGCAAAAGAUCUAGGGCCCACACAGGAAACCUCUCCUUGGGGACCUCUUCUUAUGUCCGCCACCAAUCUCGGCUCAGACCACGCUCAGUCCUCGGACAUUACAGUUGCUCCCGUAAUAUGGGAGAAGGGCACGACUCUUAACAAGGUUGCUGAAGGACCACAUAGGACUACAGGAGAUAAUUGGCCAACGGCUGGGUCAGGUGACUGGCCCAUUUUGACUGCAAGUGAGACAGAGACGUCCACUGGCUCUCUGAUGACAAAGGGUGGCAGAUUGCAGAAUUUUCCAGCACAGAUCCAGACUAGUACCACGUUUACCACCAUGGCUAAAGCACCCACUGGUUCACAUUUGUGGCCUACUGUUGCAUCAUCAAUCGUUCCAAGUUCUCCCACCCCUGACUUUCAGGCUGUUUAUACACCCACGGCAGGCAUCAAAAUAAAACAGCCCAGUAUCAGUGGGGGUGGCUUGGGAAACGGUACAACACAGAUUCCUCCAACCACUAGACCCAAAGUGACAGAAGGCAGGAUUACAAAAGCUAGAGGGACCACUAGCACAACUCAUCAGCCAACUAAGACAGGGCUGACCUCCCGCACGAGCUUCUCUCCUCCCCUUCAAACUGGCCGUGAACUGGGACCGAAAGCGGGACGAGCGUUUGAGAAGAACGUGUCUGUCUUGCUGGGACAUGCUCCUUCCCUCCGGCCGGGUCCCGCCCCCUCCCUCAGCCCUCGGGACCCCUGUGUGUCAGGGAAGGGCCCCUGCUUAGUGCCGACUCCUACAAACAGCACUCUGCUGCUGUGGGGGGACCUGCGGCGCACGCUGGCCUUUGCUUGGGAGCUGCACGUUUACGGUACGGCAGUGCUCUUCCUGCUGCUUGCAGCCGGGGCCCUGCUAGGGCUGCUUCUGACCCCAGGCCUACGCUGCCCUCAUCGUGGCUGCCUAGGUGUGGCGAAUGCUCUGCUUGCAUUAGCCGGCACGCUGCGCGCCACCCUCUUCUUCCUGGACCCGUACGGUGCCCGUGAGCUCCUGCCCCACACUGGUAUUGCUGCGCUCUACAACCUGCCUCUGCCCCUGCUGCUGUGGGCACAGGCAUCGCUGAUGUUGCUGGCGUUACGGGCGGCUGGCCUGAUGCUGAUGCCCCACGGCCUGCAGCGCCUUCCGCUGGCUGGGGUGUUGGCCGUGCUCAACUGUACAGUGGUGCUGGCGGCAGACCUGCUGUCAGGGGCGCUUUCCCCGGCUGUUCCUGCUGUGUUGCAGACGCUCACCCUAGCCUGGGGGCUAGUCCUCUGCCUGUGCUUCCUGCUGUAUGCCCUCCCUCGCCUGCAGCAGCCACCUGCGCCCCCUCUAGAGGAGGCCGGGCCACGGGCUGAGGUGCGGUCCGGCCGAGUGCUGGGGAGGGUCCUAGCUGUGUGUGCGUGUCUGGGAGUGCUGUGCUGCGGUCUCCACAUCCAUGCUACGCUGUGGCUCUACGGGUGGUUGGGCCCCUGGCGCUCCUUCAGCUGGGCUUGGUGGUUGGUGCAGUUCUGGGCAAGGCUCCUUGAGUUGGCCUGGGCCUCCUUCAUGCUGCUCGUGGCCUCUUGGGUAUUCUGGAGGCCUCGGGGUCAGGACCCAGGCUUGGGAGAGGGUGUGUCAGGGACUGACCUGCCAUCCCAGUCAUCCUCGUCCACUUCCUCCCAGAGGCAUCCUUGCUGGGCCAAGAUUGUACAGAGCUUGCAGGGCCGACCAUGCAGGAAGUCAGAGAGCAAUGGGUUGGGGGAGGUCCCGAACAACUGGGCCGGCCAAGAGCGCCCAGGGGCCGACAUCAGCAAGAGCCUAAUCCGCAACCGUGACCAACCGCCUGGUUCACGUAGUGUGAAGGAUAGCAACCGCGGGCGGAACCAGAAGGUUGGCGGCUCUGCAGGCUCCCUCCUGCGCCUGCAGUCUCUGGGGCGCCCCCCGCAGCGCUCGCUCAGCAGCAGCCUAGACCACCAGAAGGAGUGGGCUCUUGAGAAGGAGUCCAUCCUUUCCCUCAAUGACUUCGACUUGCGGCCCCCAUCUCCCAUCGACUUGAGCCGCAGUAUCGACGAGGCUCUGCAUCGCGAGCAUUUGCUGCGAGGGGGCAUUCUCUUCAGGACCCUGUCCCCCCCUUCCCCAACAACCCCGGGCUCCCGCCGUCACCCCUUGAGUUCCUGGCCGCGCCGCAGCAGCGACCCCCAGCUCAACCUUUCGGAGAGUUGUGGUCAGCCAGAGGAGCAGAUGGAAAGGACAGAGACAGUCUGCCCAUCGGUGGGUAGAGUGACCAAAAAACAAACCACCGCUCCUGCGACACCCACUCACCAGAACUAUGAGCUCGUCCCAGAAUGUGACUGGGACUGCGCCUCCAGUGUUCCCUCUUCUAUUUCCUGCCCCGUCUCCUUACGCUCCUGCAGACCCCCAGUGCAGCUGCGGGCCGCAGUGGGGGAUGACACCAAGCCCUUCUUGACCCCAGACUCCGAGCCUGAUGGGGCAGCAGCAGACCUGAACCAUGUGGCCGCGCGGAGCUUUCUGGAAGUCGGCAGACAUGAGGAUUCCACCAGUGUGAGCAGUGAAAUCAUUGACCUCUGAGCUCCCGAAUACGACCACCCACCUUCCCCGUGUUCACUCUAGUUGAGCAGGUCCUGUAACACAGGAUACACACAGGCGUGAUGGUAAAGAGUGCGAUGGUGCAGUACAUCAUCAGACCUGGCGUGAAUUCCCACAUCAGUACUACAUGUACCUUUAUUAGACCUAAUGGCUACACUGUUGGGCUUUAUGUGCUUUUACUCAAAGGACUCUGUCAAACUCCAGCCAAACUGUCCACUAGUUUAUUGGACCUUGUGUCUGACCAUGAUCACGCACCCAGAAUCCUUUUACCGUGACCAUUCAAAGCAGGGUGGCUCAGUGUCGCAUCCAGGUAGCUGUUGGGUUAGUUACCCCUCCUGAGGGAGCUGCUUUGUCCUCAGGUCCAUAUUCUGCUAAGAGCACUGAUAAAGCUACGCCACACUAGGCCAACGAGCAGAUGAUGUAACAGCCAAGUUUAUAGUCAUGUAGCCAGACCUUUGACCACAGGGUUACAGGUACUGGUAUAAAAUGAACACUAUAAAAUUGGAUGCAAUAUAAGUGGCCUGACAGAAAUGAAAAUAGACAUGGAUACAUAUGUAAUACUUCUACAGUAUUAUUUGUACACUAUGUUAAUAUUUCACUGGUGAUGAUGAUAAUUCCAAGACCUUUAUAAAUGGCUACUUACAUUGCUUGUAACAGCAUAUAGAUAUCUCACAGUAAGGUUAACUAAGGUACUAGGUCUCAAACACUUGUUUCUGCUAUUACGAUGUUUGUUUAUUUUAUGAUCUCUUCUUUUGACCUGUUUUUUCCUUUAUUUGACAUGUGUGUGCCAUACACAAUGGCUGACACUUCCUUUCCAACCUCCCAUGCGGCAGGAUCCACCUGUACUUAUUCCUAAUGGCACUUUAAAGCAAACAGGUGAUCAGAAGAAACCCCGAAAUGUGCCUUGGUGUCUGUGAGGGUGACGUGAACAUCUCAUGGAUCGCUUCCCCUCCAUCCAAAACAUAUGGCUCCUCAAACCCUGAAGGGAGGAAAUGCUCAAAGCAAGAAGGACUGAUAUUUUUUCUAAGCAGUCCUGUGACUUUGCACUACUAGUUAAAACUGUGCUGCACCAUUUUCCUAUUUGCACAUAAGAGCAGGAAAAAGUACCAAUGACAAACAUGGAAAAUACUGUUUGAGCAGCCUUUGGACUAUAAAGCGUAACCAGCUACGGCAGGUUUCAAUUUUAAAUGGGGCUUUUUAUUUACUCUGUGAUUCAAGUCCUCUGUUCUAAUGCACGGCUUCAUCCCUGGAGCGAGGCAUUCUCACGUCCCGCCUUUCCUGUUGCACAACUCGCCAGAAGCCGGAAAACUUCCGUUUUUUUCAGACUCACGGCAGCUUCAGACAAUAAUGUCAGGAAUAUGAAAUGCUUUACACUCAUUGCGAUAUUACUAGCAGACAACAGUGACAAUGUACAUUUUCACUGCAUUCGGCAGACAUCGUGAGAGUACUUUCACUCCAAAAAGUGCCACGUAAUACUCUAUAAGGACUGGACUACGUCAUGGACUGCGAUAAGUAGUGUACAUACAAUAUCAGCACUUACGACCACUGAGGUCGCACAGCUUCACAGAGAUGCAGGAAGGAAGACCGAGAAGCCAGGAAGCAGUGCAUUUGAUAUAGCUGUAUAGCACCCUUCCCGCUGUGUUGCCUCAGAAAGCUUAACAUAGGGUAGUGUAAAAAUAUUAAGUGAGCGCAACGAGUAGCAUUAGAAAUAACACUGACUGACAACUUAGAAGAAAAUAUGGUGAGGAAAAAGCUGGAAAGCAAGAGAGAAAAGGAAACAAUUUCUAAGGCUGAUACAAGAGAAAACCCUCUGUGUGUCCAAAGCCAGCUGGCUGCCCACCCCUUUCUAGCUAAGGAAAUAUCAACAGAAAUAAUUUUACAAAAGAAUUAUUUUGUAAUAAUGAAAAGAAAUGGGGCGAUAAUGUAAAAAAAAAAAAAAAAGAUGUAUUUUUUGAAAAGGGUAUAAGUGCAUAUAGAUACAAAAGACAAUCUGAAGUCACUCCGGAUUACAUGCCGUUCUGUAUCGUUAGUCCUGUUGCUGUUGUCUUUGAGCUGCUGUGUUGAUGUGUGUUUGGGCUUACAGACACAAGGACCCCUUUGCUUCGGUGUAAGGUCUCCAUCAGCAGCAUUCAGCACAGUGGGGCGGGGGGGUAUGGACUUGUGUAACCCAUACAUUCCUUGGUAACUGUUUGGGUGUAACUGGCGAAUUUUGCAUUCUAGUAUUCAGAGACAAAGCGAGCCGGUACAAAUUUUCACUCUGGAGAAGUUUUGUCUCGCCUCCCUUUUAACGUGAAGUGCUGCCUUGUGUAGUAUUUGAAACGAUGGCUUGGUCGUUGUCCGUGUUUACCAGAUCAAGUGUUGUGUGUUGCUUCUUUGCCUCGCCCUUACUCAUUGGAUUUGUGUCCCAUCAGUGAUUGAGAACCAGUUAUUGCGUACGUGUGUCUUAACAGACAGGGGGUAUGGCUGCACAUUACGUGUUCCUAGUCAGACAUCUCCUCUUUCUCACAUCAUCUGAAAUUGUGUGGAGUUGCCUGUUGAAGUUCCUUGUUUCUUACAUCUGUGAAACCACUCCCUCUCCUCCAGUUCUAUCUUUCUGCUAAAGUCUCAUAUUUGAUUUUGAAUAAAUGUACAA